UCGAAAAAUGGAAGGGAAUAGGGAAUGCAGAGCUCUGAUAAUAUUCUGAUAUUAACUGUGUUGCAUGUGAUGAAUCAAGCAGGUAAAAAAAUAAAUGAAGUGGCAGAACAACUCCUAUCAGAAGUGAAUACGGUGUACAGCAAAACAGGGAAAUUAAGCGAUGAACUGCUGUCAGCGUUGAAUUUUGUAUUCCAAGCUCCACUCCUUCCAGCUUUGGAUAUAAUAGACCACAGAAAUGUGACCACCAUCUCAUGUCCAAGUGGACGAAAAGUUUAUCAGGUACUGGGGACAUCAGGUACCCCUUAUAUCUGCCUACUGUCCAGUACCUACUGCUCCUGCCCAGCCUACAGAUACUCAGUUUUACUUAAAGAUGAUCAUAUAAUGUGUAAACAUGUGCUUGCAAUAAAACUUGCAGAGGCCAUGAACUUAAGCAAAUCUCAACAAGUGUCUGACCAGGAGAUGACCAAUCUUAUCAAGAACUUGGAAUAAAAAUUUACUUCUGAUGAGAAGGACUUGCACAUUACAUGGAUAUAUUCUCAUCUGUGAAGCAACAAUAUUGUUGUUGUUAAAAGUUGCAUUUUUUGCCAUUUAAAUUCUGUUAUUUGAAACUUUAUUUUUUCCAUUAAAGGAAUUAGAAAUAUU
Molecule: messenger RNA, 642 nt
Organism: Saccostrea echinata
Lineage: Eukaryota; Metazoa; Mollusca; Bivalvia; Ostreida; Ostreidae
Product: zinc finger SWIM domain-containing protein 7-like
Exons: 7
Coding region: 25-489 (154 amino acids)
Biological process (GO): double-strand break repair via homologous recombination
Cellular component (GO): Shu complex
Molecular function (GO): zinc ion binding
Source: RefSeq, a predicted model, not a curated record